AUUCGACCAGGUCAUCUAAAUGAUGCAUCUGGAAGACCUCAGCUUUGUAUUUGAUUGCAGACCGAUCUGAGUGAAUUGCCUAAAACGGAAAUAAAACGUUGUUGGAAGCGGCAUCACCGAGAUGCUGAAGCAGCGGAAACAGCAGCCAUGGACGAAAACGGACAGAACAAGGCUAUCCGUCCCAAGAGGGUGUGUCAAGACUAAAGAAUGCCCAUUGUGAGCUUUGUAACCACUGGAUGAGGUCGAUAUAGACAAGAGAGGAAGACAAUCACCUCAUCCUCAUCCUCACUGUCUGCCUACAGACUGUCCUCGAUCAACGUCCUUACUAAAGUCCAGUCUCUGGCCAAUCCCUACUCCAUGGCUGUCGUCAUGACGCUGUGGAACUCCAAGGUCAUCAAGAUCAUUGCCGGGUUUUUAUUCAGCAUCCUCUUGCUCAAUGCGCUGAUCAGCAAUGGAGUCGACUACACGGCAACGCGACAUAUGACAAUUCAAAAUGAGACACUUGGAUUCGAACAUGUCUAUGCCAUUGGUCUCAAGGAGCGUACCGAUAAGCGCGAUUUCCUCGCUCUGGCGGCCUCGAUUGUCGGCUUCCAGGUUGACUGGUUAGACGGAGUGAAACCAGACGAAGUCCAUCCAAAGUCACUUCCUCAGGGAAUGAACAUGACUAUUAUUAAACCUACGGUUGCAGCCUGUUGGCGAGCUCAUAUGAAUGCUCUUCGCACAGUCGUGGAAAAACGGCACGCAACGGCCCUUAUUAUGGAAGACGAUGCGGACUGGGAUGUCUCGCUCAAACAGCAGCUUCGUGAAUUCGCCCGAGGACUCCGGACACUUUCGCCAACCAAGACCGCCUCGAAACAAGCCCCUUAUGGUACUGACUGGGACCUUCUCUGGGUUGGGGGAUGCUCAACGGCUGCCGGAGUCAAUGAGACCCAAUUCUACGCAAUUCCCAAUGAUCCUACGGUCCCAGGCAUGAACCGCCGAAGCUUCUGGGAAUCAACCCGGUAUGUCUAUCGCGCAGACACCGGAUGCUGCCUUUACGGGUACGCUGUGACCUACAAUGGGGCUCGGAAGAUCCUGGCCUCGUUGUCGGUUGACCACCUGGAAAUUCCCGUGGACAAUGCCCUGGGCGACAUGUGUGGAGGCAAGAAUCGCCCUCGGAUCCAAUGCUAUGCGCCACAUCCGAAUCUGAUUGCGACGCAUCGACGCGCGGGCUCUUCAUACAAGGACUCGGACAUUGAGACCUACGGACAGGACAACUGGCAUCCAGACGAGGCGUGGGAUCUGGUAUACAGUACGAAGCUCAACCUCCAUCGGCUGCUGGCAGGAAAUGAGACGGUGACGUCUCAGUGGCCAGACGAUCAUAAGCCAUGGUCACCGGCCGAGUUGAAGGUGAAGGAGUUUCAAUAUCCGCAGGGGUUUCAUGUUGCGUAUUCCGAUGAUGUUUAGUAGAGAGCCUGUAUGUUUCAUUUAGAUUUGUAGCUGCC
Molecule: messenger RNA, 1484 nt
Organism: Aspergillus novofumigatus IBT 16806
Lineage: Eukaryota; Fungi; Ascomycota; Eurotiomycetes; Eurotiales; Aspergillaceae
Exons: 6
Coding region: 358-1446 (362 amino acids)
Source: RefSeq, a predicted model, not a curated record